Molecule: messenger RNA, 417 nt
Organism: Vicia faba (fava bean)
Lineage: Eukaryota; Viridiplantae; Streptophyta; Magnoliopsida; Fabales; Fabaceae
Source: the annotation of a GenBank genome assembly
AUGGCGACGGUGGCGCGUGCGGUGGCAGUGUUAGCAGUAGCAAGAACCUCCACGGUGUUACCCGGAGGCGGAAAUUCUCAGAGGCUUCUAAAAUUCAAACCUCUUUGUAGUUCAUCUUCACCUUCCUCUAGAAAACUGGUCCUUUACUCAAAACCCGGUUGCUGUUUGUGCGAUGGUCUCAAAGAGAAGCUCCAAGCUGCAUUCUUGCUCUCCGGUCCUCAUUCCCUUAGCGACGUCGAUUUACAGAUAAGAGAUAUAACUACCAAUCCGGAAUGGGACAAAGCUUAUCAAUAUGAGAUACCUGUGUUGGCUAAAGUUCUUUCUGAUGGCACCGAGGAAACUUUACCGCGUUUGUCUCCUCGUUUAGGCGUGGAGCUCCUUCAGAAGAAGAUAGCUGCUGCUCUGGGAGAACAAUAA